This is a messenger RNA of Suillus plorans, 624 nucleotides long. RefSeq lists its product as uncharacterized. NCBI's taxonomy places the organism in Eukaryota, Fungi, Basidiomycota, Agaricomycetes, Boletales, Suillaceae. The transcript is spliced from 2 exons. The record is from RefSeq and is a predicted model, not a curated record. Bases 1 to 624 code for a protein of 207 amino acids.
AUGGCCGCAAACCUCGGGCAGCAGGAAUGGCAGCAGAUUCCAGACAUGCGAGAAUGGCUACGGAUCCCGAGCGGCAAAGCAUGGCAGUCUACUCCCGCGGCUUCUGUCUGGUUGAACAUGGAAGAAUUCUCAAGCACGUUGGAAGUCAUCGACGAAUAUAUCAUUGUCCCAGAAUCGACUUUACUUCCAACUUUCCAAGCAGUCCAGCAGUUCAAGAGCUUGCCAGAUUCAUUGGCGUUUCCGGUUUUACUGUCCUUAGGACAUCCAAGUCAGCACCUCUCUAGGAUAUAUUUUCGAGCGGACAUGAAGAUCGGACAUGCUAUAGCAUCUUUUAUGACCUUCGCAAACGAAGCACAAAACCAAAGUCAAUCAGCUUCCGGCGCUCUCAAGUACGCCCGUCAAAACUGGAUUAUGCAUCUCUUACAAGGUCUGAACCCAUGGGAUGACAAGCUCAAUCAUAUAUUUCAGUCUUUCUGGGAUCGAUGUUCCCUUUCCUGGCUCGAAAGGCAGUGGUGGUUGAAGGGCCUGCAAUCUUGCCUCAUUGUUUUGUCUGAGGGGCAGAAACUCGAUUGCAAAAGUGUGUAUAUCUCCAACCAUUAUCUCGAUUCGGAAGCAAAAUCCUAG